GUUUGAAUAAGGUUUACUUUUUCUGCCACUGGGACAAUGUUUGAAAGCUGCGAAGGUUCUUUGUUUUUGACAAAGUAGUAAUCUUGGGUCAAAGUCCGAGCGGUACUUUUCAAGUUAUUCAUUCAGGGGCGAACGAUUAGCCGACAGACCGACAGAUAUACCCACGUAAAUGAGUGAAAUAGUUUUUCAUAAUACACGUGUCAUGAAACAUCAUACAAAUAUAUGACAUGUGAAAUUAUACGUGAUUAUAACAUUUCGUCACCAAUUGGCAUGGUCUUAUUCUUAUGUGGGGGAUACUGAACUAUAUAACGAAUAACUAGCUUGGGUGUGGCCCCAUUCGAAAGGACUAUACAGAGUGUAGUGUGUGUUAGUGUCAGAUGAACUGGUUAGCUGAAACAUGAAACUUCUUAUCAUUCUGACAAUAGCUACAGUAUCACUCAUCGAAGAGAGUUCAGCUGCUAAGAAGACUGCUCAAAAGUAUGCUCCACCAGUAGCGAUCUUGAAACAAAUAGACAAGCAUAAUGAAGAUGGGUCGUACACAUACGGUUAUGAAGCAGAAGAUGGUUCGUUCAAGAUAGAGACAAAAUACCCUGAUGGAGAGGUUUAUGGAAAAUAUGGAUAUAUUGAUGACACUGGGGCCUUGAGAGAGGUAGAAUAUGGUGCAAGUCGUAGAGGCUUUGAACCAGCAGGAAAUGAAAUCCAGGUUGCUCCACCCACUCUGAGAUCUAACAAAAAUGCUGUACUCAAACCACUAGCCCCAGAUGAAGAAGAUGAUGGUCAGUAUCGUGAAGAUCCAGCGAUAUACUAUCAAAACGAACCUAGUGCCCAACCUCAGCAAAAGCAUUACCAACAACCAGCGCCUAGAUAUCAACAGCCAGUUACCAGAUAUCAACCACGACCUGUCGCAGCAAUCCAAAGAGAAGAACCAGCAGCAGACUUUGAAAUAGAGGCUUUUAAGCCAUCCUAUAGGCCCCAAGCUCGAACCCAGCCCAUAUACAGACCGGCUACAUCAUACACCAGACCAAGACCGAGCUUGAGACCUCAGACGACAUACGUGGUAGAACCUGAAUACGAGCAAGAACCAGAACCUGAAUACGAGAGACCCCAGCCAAAAUACAGGCCUAGCUAUAGCCUUCCAAGCUAUCAGAACAACAACUAUAAUCCCCCACCACCAGCACCAGCUCCUACGCCUGUUUAUAGACCUCAAUCGAACUUUGGCUUUAGCAACACCCAACCAACUUACAAUAACCCUGCCCCUUACAGUCCAAACCCCUACACGCAUUCAGGGGCUAUCUGGAAUGGUAACCCUGCUCAAAAUGUAGACUUGUGGACAGGGUCGUAUUCUGUCAACUACAAGAGAUAAAUAUUUAUUAGAUAGGGUAUUAUGAAAUUGUACAUUGUUAGUUACCAAUAAGGUUAUUAAUAGGCUUUUGUAUAUUGUAUUUUUUAAUAAAGUCUGUACAUAAUGCUAUAUUUACCA
Molecule: messenger RNA, 1480 nt
Organism: Acanthoscelides obtectus
Lineage: Eukaryota; Metazoa; Arthropoda; Insecta; Coleoptera; Chrysomelidae
Source: the annotation of a GenBank genome assembly